Messenger RNA from Sarcophilus harrisii (Tasmanian devil), 1715 nucleotides. It is a transcript of the gene AGR3, whose product is annotated as anterior gradient 3, protein disulphide isomerase family member. The record is from RefSeq and is a predicted model, not a curated record. Gene Ontology annotation, molecular function: dystroglycan binding. The transcript is spliced from 8 exons. Gene Ontology annotation, cellular component: endoplasmic reticulum. NCBI's taxonomy places the organism in Eukaryota, Metazoa, Chordata, Mammalia, Dasyuromorphia, Dasyuridae. Bases 432 to 926 code for a protein of 164 amino acids.
AGGAACAAUGGUGUACAGAGAAGUCCAUCAUUCAACUGCUGGUUUCUUUUUCCAUUGAACUGCAGCCAAACAGGCUGUUUGAGGUCUGGAGUUGGGGGAGGGAGGCAGAGGAGACCCACAACGGAGAUCUGGCUUUCUAACGAGCUGCCACCUGAUCUGAAUUAAGACAGGGAGAAAGACAAGUUCCCAUUGGGAAGGCAUGAGAACCGGGGAGAAGGGCACAUUCUGGAACUCUGCAGGUGAAUCUGCUCUUGUCACCACAAAGGUGGGACUGGGGAUCAGGUGUUUCUUUUGCGUCUAUAAAUCCUCACCCAUCCUGAAGUGGACACAUUCAGGAGAGAGAAAAAAAGCUACCAGGAGCCCUGAUCGAUUAAGUGCAGAAUCACCCUGUUGGUCUCCGAGGGCCUCAUCGUGUUCCUCCGGAAGAAAGGAUGUCACAGUCAGCUUUGUCCCUCCUCCUGCUUGUGACCCUCUCUGCCAGCCUCACCAUGGCCAUCAGGAAGGACAAGAGAGCUCCUCAGACUCUCUCCAGAGGAUGGGGCGAUGACAUCACUUGGGUCCAGACUUACGAAGAGGGACUCUUCCAAGCCAAGAAGAGUAACAAACCCCUGAUGGUCAUUCAUCACUUGGAGGACUGCCAGUAUUGCCAAGCCUUAAAGAAAGCCUUUGCCAACAGUGAUGAAAUCCAGGAAAUGGCUCGGACUAGCUUUGUCAUGCUCAACCUUAUGCAUGAAACUACAGACAAGAACCUGUCACCUGAUGGGCAGUACGUGCCCCGAAUCAUGUUUGUGGAUCCCUCUUUAACAGUCAGAGCUGACAUCACUGGGAGGUACUCUAAUAGACUCUACACAUAUGAACCCCAAGAUUUGCCGGUGUUAAUAGAAAACAUGAAGAAAGCCUUACGACUCAUCCAAAAGGAAUUAUAAAUGGCGGUGGAAGAGACACAGGAAGCCUAAGGGAGAAGGACACAGAAACCCUCUCGGCUUUAAAGCAUAUCCAUUAGCUAUCUGACUAGUGCUUACUGGGGUCACCAAAGUACAAGCCCACAGGGACGUGUGUGAGGGUCUCUCUGCCUUCCAAUAGUUUGAAAGUUGUGUUUGAGGGUUUCGAAGUGAGAAGGUGACCCCUGGAGCAGGCUAGUGUCAAGUCUUGGGGCUGCAAUAUGCAAAGUCAUACAUUUAAUUUGACAGAGAAGAGCUUGGGAGUCUGAUGAUUGGGAGUAGAGCUAAGGAUGGCAGGCCCAAAAACAUUGACCCAUAAAAUGCCAACCACCAUCCAGCCCUUACUUGGAACCUUGGACAGCACUAAACUAGGAUUUCUUUAUAAAGUGAAAUUAUCUGAAAUUCCCAGUGAUGAGUAGAGGAUCCCAGUUAGGCAGCCACCGGCAAGGCUCAUUUUCAACCCAGCUCCCAAGACAUUAGAAUCACAUGCUUUUCUCCCUUAGCAUUUACUUAACAGGCACUCGCUGAAUUUAAUUGAAAUUUAUAGUUUAAACAGCAUAGGGAAAGCAGCAAAAUGUAGGGCACCACGAACCAGCUUUGAAGUCAGGAAAACCUGGAUUCAAAUUCUGCCUUUAAGAUGUAACUCACUGUAAAUGAUGCAGCAGCAGGUUAGCUCCAUGCAAAGUUUUAGUGUUCAAGUAUCAGGUGUCAGGUAUGAGGACGGGGCACUCAUGAUGUUGUAUGAAUAUGAAAUAAAUGUUUUUUUUUUUAAUC